CCAAGAAUCACAGCAGCCGUGGCCGAGCUGCGGAGGAUAACGGGAUUGGGAAUUACGCUACACUUUUCACCUGACUAUAUGAAAAUUACCUCAUCGAUAUUGGAGCCUUAAUUUUUAUGCGAACUUAAAGAGGAUGUAUUUCCACUAAAAGUCCAACUUGAAACGCUGGAAACUUUUCCAACGAAAUGGAAGGGAAUAUUCCACGGAUUAUUUUGUCGUUUUUAUUGUUUAUGCACAUCUCCGAAGGUUUCCGUUGUGUGGAUAAAUACAGACCUUGUGAAAAUGGAGGGACAUGCUUAGAUUCAUCGUCUCGAUGCAUAUGUCGCCCCGGAUUCAUUGGUCCCCUUUGUCAGCAACUUGAUCCCUGUCAUAGAUCCCCAUGUCUGAACGGAGCAGCCUGCAAAAGCCAAGUGGUCAACGGUGUUCCCCAAUACACCUGUGUGUGCCAGAGAGGGUUCAGAGGCCAAGACUGCUCCCUCAUUGAUGCCUGUGCCACGAGUCCAUGUGCCAAUGGAGCACGUUGUGCCAAUUGGAAUAACCACUACAACUGUUCCUGCCCACCUGGCUUCCAGGGAAAGAACUGCCGCAAUGACAUUGAUGAGUGCCGCAAGCCUGGCGUGUGCCUUAAUCGCGGCCUCUGCAUUAAUACUCAUGGGUCCUUCCGCUGCGAGUGCCAACCUGGUUACAGUGGGCGUACAUGUGAGGUGUCCACCCUCCCCUGUGCCCCGUCUCAGUGCCUUAAUGGGGGCACCUGUCGACAGACUAGCGACCAUUCCUAUGAGUGUGCUUGCCUACCAGGCUUUCAGGGACACAACUGUGAGAGUAAUGUAGAUGACUGUCCAGGUCACAAGUGUAUGAAUGGAGGAAUUUGUGUAGAUGGAGUCAACACCUACAAUUGCCAGUGUCCGCCAGAAUGGACAGGGCAAUACUGUGCUGAAGAUGUCAAUGAGUGUCUCAUGCAACCAAAUGCCUGCCACAAUGGGGGUACUUGUUUUAACACCAUUGGUGGUCAUACCUGUGUCUGUGUUAAUGGUUGGACCGGAGAUGACUGCAGUGAGAAUAUUGAUGAUUGCGCCAUAGCAGUAUGCUUUAAUGGUGCCACCUGCCAUGACCGUGUAGCAUCUUUUUUCUGCGAGUGCCCUGUGGGAAAAACUGGUUUACUGUGCCACCUUGAUGAUGCAUGUGUGAGUAACCCCUGCAAUGAAGGAGCAGUGUGUGACACCAACCCCCUGAAUGGGCGUGCCAUUUGCACUUGUCCUGCUGGCUUUGUAGGAGGUGCCUGCAACCAGGACAUGGAUGAGUGUUCAAUAGGUGCCAACCCCUGUGAGCAUUUUGGGAAAUGUGUGAACACAGAAGGCUCCUUCCAGUGUCAGUGCGGUCGUGGAUAUGCAGGCCCACGUUGUGAGAUUGACAUCAAUGAAUGCUUGUCCAUGCCCUGCCAGAAUGAUGCCACUUGUCUGGAUCGCAUCGGAGAAUUCACAUGCAUCUGCAUGCCAGGCUACAUGGGGACUUAUUGUGAGGUUGACGUUGAUGACUGCGAGAGCAACCCAUGUGUUAAUGAUGGCAUCUGUAGGGACAUGGUCAAUGGAUUCACAUGCACCUGUCAGCCAGGGUUUACUGGCACCAUGUGUCAGAUCGACAUAGAUGAGUGCGCUAGCACGCCCUGCCAGAAUGGAGCAAAGUGCUACGACCGCCCAAAUGGGUUCGAGUGCCGCUGUGCUGAAGGGUAUGAAGGGACUCUUUGUGAGAGUAAUAUCAACAACUGCCAGCCCGACCCAUGCCACCAUGGUACUUGUGUAGACGGUAUUGCCAGUUACACCUGUAACUGUGAUGCUGGCUAUACAGGCUAUCGCUGUGAGAACCAGCUCAAUGAGUGCCACAGCAACCCUUGUCAGAAUGGAGGAAAGUGUGUGGACUUGGUGAACAAGUACAUCUGUCAGUGCCAACAUGGAACCUCAGGCACAAAUUGUGAGAUAAACUAUGAUGAUUGUGCCAGUAACCCAUGUGACUACGGCAUCUGCAAAGAUGGCAUCAACCGCUAUGACUGUGUUUGCAAACCUGGCUUCACUGGUCCCAAAUGUAAUGUGGAAAUAGAUGAGUGUGCAUCUAGCCCCUGUAGAAAUGGGGGUACAUGUGUGGAUGAGGAGAAUGGAUUUCAUUGCCAGUGUCCUGAAGGGUUUAAGCCACCUUACUGCUACUCUCAGGUGGACGAGUGUGGCAGCAGCCCUUGCGUCCAUGGCUCAUGCAGGGAUGACAUCAACGGUUACCGCUGUGACUGCGAGCCUGGAUGGGUGGGGAAGAACUGUGACCUUGAUAGAAAUGACUGUUUGCCAAGUCCCUGCCAGAAUGCUGGCACAUGCAUUGACCAGCUCAAUGGCUUCACCUGCAAGUGUCGACAAGGUUUUAGAGGUAACCUCUGCCAGGUGAACAUCAACGAGUGUGCAUCAAGUCCCUGUCUGAACAAGGGCACCUGUGUGGAUGGUGUGGCAAGUUUCACGUGUAUCUGUGAACUUCCUUACAGUGGACCUACUUGUGCUGAGGUCCUCACUCCAUGCUCUCCUAACCCCUGUGCCAAUCAUGCUUUCUGCACACACACACCGGACUACUUGGGCUAUCAGUGUAACUGCCAGCAAGGGUGGCAAGGUCAACUGUGUAACAUAGAUGUGAAUGAAUGCAUCUCAAACCCCUGCAAAAACCGUGGGACAUGCACUAACACACUUGGAGGCUUUGUGUGCUCCUGUAGAGCUGGAUACACCGGGCUAACCUGUGAAACAGACAUCAAUGACUGUGCCCCUAAUCCAUGCCUAAGUGGAGGUUCCUGCACAGAUGGCGUGAACUCCUUCCAUUGUAGCUGCCUUGCAGGCUUCACUGGGCCCCGGUGUGCCUUAGAGAUCAAUGAAUGCCAGAGUUCCCCCUGCAAAAAUGGAGGAACAUGCACGGACUAUGUCAAUUCAUACACCUGCACCUGUAGGCCUGGCUUUACUGGUAUACACUGUGAAACCAACAUCCCCGACUGCACUGAAAGUUCUUGCUUUAACGGAGGGAGCUGCACAGAUAAAAUCAACGGGUAUUCCUGUGCUUGUCGCUCAGGCUUCACUGGCUCCCACUGUCAGUAUGAAGUCAAUGAGUGUGACUCUCAGCCCUGCCUCAAUGGAGGCUUAUGUCAAGAUGCUCUAGAGUCUUUCCGUUGCUCAUGUCCAAAGGGCUACACAGGCAACCGCUGUCAGACACCGGUAGACUGGUGCAGACGUUCAUCUCCAUGCCAAAAUGGAGGACGCUGUCGCCAGAAGGAUUCUUCCUUCAUUUGUGACUGCUCCAACGGCUGGUCUGGACGUUACUGUGACAUCCCAAGGGUAUCUUGUGAGACAGCUGCCCGCCAAAGAGGGAUCCAGACAGAUGAGCUUUGCCACCAUGGUGGUCACUGUGUCAACACAGGGAAUGCCCACUAUUGUAAAUGUCCUGCCGACUACGCUGGAAGCUAUUGUGAAAGCCAAGUGGACCACUGUGAAGACAAACCCUGUCGCAAUGGCGCCACCUGCAGGGGAUAUGUUGGAGGUUACCAGUGUGAUUGUAUGCCAGGCUUCACUGGGCAGAACUGCGAGAUUGAGAUCAAUGAAUGCCAGUCUCAUCCUUGCCAAAAUGGAGGUACUUGCAUUGAUCUGGUGGGACAUUACAUCUGCUCCUGCCCCCCUGGCACAUUAGGAGUUCUCUGUGAGAUCAAUGAAGAUGACUGUGCUCCACCCAUGAGGCUGCGCAGUGCUCCUCCUAAGUGCAUGAAUAACGGCACCUGUGUGGACAGAGUGGGUGGAUAUCGCUGCAAUUGUCCCCCUGGAUUCACAGGGGAGAGAUGUGAGGGAGACAUAAAUGAGUGUCUCUCUAAUCCCUGCAGUCCCUCCAACAGUCUGGACUGCAUUCAGUUGCCAAAUGACUACCAAUGUGUCUGCAAGCCUGGCUUCACAGGUCGGAGGUGUCAGAGCAGAUACAGUGUGUGUGAGUCUCAACCAUGUCAGAAUGGAGGAGCCUGCUCUGUAUCCAGCAGCUCUUCACUUGGAUACAUUUGCACCUGUCAGCUUGGUUUUACUGGGCCAAAUUGUGAAAGAAGCAUGUCCUGUCGAGAGCUGUCCUGUUACAACGGAGGCAGCUGUGCACUUACCACAAGAGGGGCGCGUUGCACUUGCAUGCCAGGUUAUGGCGGGCCUCAGUGUCAGCAUCGCACUAAUGAAGGCUGCUCCUCUCUGCCUUGCCAGAACGGAGGGUUGUGCACUGAGGAGACCAGCUUCCCGUUCUUCCACUGCCAGUGUGCCAGGGGUUAUUCAGGGAAACGGUGUGAGAAGAGCACUGAACUCCCUGAGUUCUCAACUCCCUUGUGCCCUCUAGCAGACUGUAAUAGCAAAGCCAAUGAUGGUGUUUGUGACAAGGAGUGCAACAUAUUCGCUUGUCGCUGGGAUGGUGGUGACUGUUCUCUAGCAGUUAACCCUUGGGCUCGUUGUGCAGACCCUCGCUGUUGGCGAGUCUUCAACAACAGCCAGUGUGAUGAAUCUUGCAACAAUGCUGACUGUCUCUAUGACAACUUUGACUGCAAAAACAAGGAAAAAGUCUGCAAUCCAAUAUAUGAAACCUACUGUAUCGAUCACUAUGCUGAUGGACGAUGUGACCAGGGCUGUAACUCAGAGGAGUGUGGCUGGGAUGGCUUGGAUUGUGCAAAGAAUGUUCCAGAAGACCUUGCUGAUGGUUCUUUGGUUUUGGUAGUCCUACUGCCUCCAGAGGAACUUCUCCGCACAAGCACAGCUUUUCUGCAAAAGUUAAGCGCUAUCCUACACACAUCAUUGCGCUUCCGUCUGGACCGCAAUGGAGAAGCCAUGAUUCGCCCAUAUACCCGCAGAGAGGCACGCCUCAAGCGUGAGCUGCAGCUGAACCAGGAGGUCAUAGGCUCCAUAGUGUACCUGGAAAUAGACAACCGUCUGUGCUCUCAGGGCCAUGAGGACUGUUUCCCUACAGCAGACAGUGCUGCAGACUACCUGGGAGCUUUGUCAGCUGUUGAUAUGCUCCGCUUCCCCUACCCCCUCAAAGAAGCCUGGACUGAAAGGACACCAAAUAUUAUCGUCAUACCUGAAUGGGGCAAGCUGAUGCUGGUUGGGAUAGCAUCUCUUUUCGUGUUGGUCAUCCUUGUGAUAGGAAUGUUGAUUGCCCGCAGAAAGAGAGAGCACAGUACCCUUUGGUUCCCUGAGGGCUUUUUCCUUAAGAAGGAGCCCAGCAGUAACAAAAACCGCAGAGAACCCGUGGGCCAGGAUGCUCUAGGAAUGAAACACAUGACAAAAACUGUGGAGGAAUCUCUGCUUGGAGACCACAGUGACCAGUGGAUGGAUUCAGAUUGCCCAGAGGCUAAAAGGCUUAAGGUUGAGGAGCCAAGUAUGCUCUCUGACAGUGAAGACGCGGUGGACAGCAGGCAGUGGACACAGCAUCACCUUGCUGCUGCAGACAUCCGUGUGCCUCCCACCAUGGCCCUCACACCACCUCAAGGAGAGUUUGAAAGUGACUGCAUGGAUGUCAACGUCAGAGGCCCAGAUGGUUUUACCCCCCUUAUGCUGGCAUCAUUUUGUGGAGGCGGCUUAGAGCCUGAAAUAACAGAGGAGGAAGAAAGCGAGGAGUGUUCAGCCAACAUCAUAUCUGACCUAAUCUACCAGGGUGCAUCACUUGCUGCCCAAACAGACCGCACCGGUGAGACAGCGCUUCACCUGGCCGCCCGCUAUGCCCGUGCAGAUGCUGCUAAAAGGCUAUUGGAUGCGGGGGCAGAUGCCAACGCUCAGGACAACACAGGAAGAACGCCGUUACAUGCUGCAGUGGCUGCUGAUGCUCAGGGUGUCUUCCAGAUUUUGAUUCGAAACCGGGCUACAGAUCUUGACUCUCGUAUGUAUGAUGGCUCAACCGCAUUAAUCCUGGCAGCACGGCUGGCAGUUGAGGGCAUGGUAGAAGAACUCAUCACUUGUCAUGCUGAUGUCAAUGCAGUUGAUGAAUUGGGUAAAUCUGCCUUGCACUGGGCUGCUGCCGUAAACAAUGUUGAGGCCACAGUUGCAUUGCUAAAGAAUGGUGCAAACAAAGAUAUGCAAGAUCUUAAGGAGGAGACUCCUCUGUUCCUUGCAGCUCGUGAAGGCAGCUGUGAGGCUGUGAGGGUGCUUCUGGCUCACUUUGCUAACAGAGAGAUCACAGACCAUAUGGACAGGUUGCCGAGGGAUAUUGCACAGGAGCGUAUGCACCAUGACAUUGUGCAGCUUCUUGAUGAGUACAACACCGUAAGAAGUCCCCAGGGCCAUGGAGGGGCUGGACAUCAUCUAACUGGAGGACACACUCUGUCUCCUCUCAUGUGCCCUCCCAGCGCCUUCUUGCCUAGUUUAAAGAACACCCCACAGGGCAAGAAAAACCGCCGACCUGGGGUUAAGGGUUCUAGUCUGGGAGGCCAACAUGCCAACAGUCUGAAGGAGUCAGUCAAGGCCCGCAAUAAGAAACUGACCUUGGACAUGCAGAGUGCCUUACUGGAGAGCUCAGUUACACUGUCCCCAGUUGACUCACUGGACUCACCCCAUGGUGGAGCUAGCAACGCUGGCUACAUGACCAACCCAACUUCCCCAGUAGCAAUGCCAUCACCAGGGCUCUUCCACUCCUCCAUGUCUGUCCCAAACACCCCAAUGGUACACAGUAGCAUGCUGGAAGGAAGCGGCCCCUUUGCUGUGUCUCUAGCACAGCUCAACGACCUUGGAGCUGGUGGAAUGUCAAUGCAGGGUCGAGUCUCCAUGGCUUCAGAUGUCAAUCACGGUUAUGUGCUGAGUUCAGGCCAGAUGGGGCUCAACAUGGGCCUGGUCAGUCCUGUCAGUGUGCCCUUUGACUGGCACAGCCGGAUGCCCACCUCAUCCCAGUGUGGUCAACAAGUUGUGAGUCUUGUGCAGAGUAGCCCUGGCAUGCAUCCACAGAGCCCUGCCAUGCAGCAAAGCAUGCUGAUGCACCAGCAGCACAUCUUCCGUAAUGCCAUGCUACAGCCAACUCCUGUUACCUCCACACCCACCAUCAGCCCAGUAAAGCUGCCCUCCAUUGCCGAGCAGCAGAAACAACAACAGCAGCAGCAGCAGCUUAUCAACCACACCAUGGCAAACCAACAGAGCAUGGCUCGCAUGGGCACCUCCACACCACCAACACCCCAGACCUCUCAGCCCCCACCAUCCUUCUUCCAGCAGCAAAUGCCUCAGCAACCUUCUCAGGCCCUGCCUCCUAUUCAGCCCCAACAGGCAGUCACACCAGCAACCCAGCCCACUCAGGCACUGCCCCCUCAGCCCAGUGGCAGCGCUACAGGAACGGAGGAUUAUCCCACCCCUCCCUCCCAGCACAGCUACUCAUCCGCACUAGAUGCCACGCCUAAGCAUUAUCUUCAUCUUCCCAGUGAGCACCCCUACUUGACCCCAUCACCAGAGUCUCCUGAGCCCUGGUCCAGCCCUUCCCCUCACUGUGUCUCCGAUUGGUCAGAUUCCACACCCAGCCCAGCAGUUGCUGGCCCUGCCCAGACCCAAAUUACUCAACUCCCAGAGGCCAAUGGCAAGACACAGGUGUUUGCAUAAAGAUCUCAAGGCCCUGCUCGAAAAGGGACCUGGGGUAAAGAAUUUGUGGACUGGCUCUUGGGCCUGUCAGGGUUUAUAUGUGUCAGCCUGUUUCCAAGAUUUUCAUUGGAUUUGGAUUGACUGUGUUUAUCACGAGGACCGUCUGCUAGUGAUUAUUGCAGAGAAAAAAAGUAAAGGGAAAUGUGUGUUGUCUGGAAACAGCAGACAAUUUAAUUAAGUAAUUCUGUCACAGAUGGACUUGUUUUUUAUUAUAAAAAAGUAUAUGAAGAAAACCAAGCCUUUCAUUUCAAAGACUUGGGGAUGUGCUCUCCUGAAAACUAACAUUCAAAAGUAGAUAAAAGAUAAGAAGUUAAAUGUUGAAGGGAAUUCCUUUAUUUUUUAUUUAUUGUUUUUAUCUCUCUGACCUGCUUUUGUAGAUGUUUUCACCCUGUUCCUGUAUUAGCCCCCCCCCAUCUAGAACGGACCACCAGCAUUUUUAUUUAACCAGUGUGUAAAGUUAUUUCAAAGGAAUUUAAUUCAUCAUUCAGAAAAGCUGACACACAGAAAGAUGAAUUGUUCUCUCCCCUGACUGAUAUUUAUAAAGGCAAACCACUGUCAAGGAUGAUAAUCUGGUCAUAGCAAAUAUAUAAAGACAUGCUCAGCAAUAGUAAUAUGUUUUGAUUUGAUUGAACUGUGGUAACAGAUUGGGCUCCAUGUGAGUAUUAUGCAUAAGAAUGUAGAUGAGUGUCUCUGAAGCACUUCAAAUGACUAGCCUUGAAGGGCAAGUGUGAGUGAAAAAUUCAAUAUAACUACAAUGAAUAUUUAUGAUAUGUUGGCAGCCUUUUACUUAUGAGCUUUCAAAACAAAUCAGCAGAGUAAAGUUGUUGGUGUAAUGUUCUAAUUUCAGCUCCACUGGACUGUUACCAGUUUGUACUGUCAGCACUGAUACUGCCUGUUUUGAACCCGAGUUUUCAUCCACUUUGAGAACUGUUUAUAACAGAUUAUUAUUUUGAUUAUAUACAGCCUUUCACUGCCUUUUUACUUUUGUUUUCAUUUUGUUUCUUAUUCUACUUGUUUAUACUCUGUAUAUUUGUGAAAACCAUGGAUACCUUUUUAACAUCAAUCCAGAUGUACUAAGCUAUGCUUAUCAGCUGCUAUUUUAUAUCACUCUUCCCUGCAUUCCUCCAUUUUGUUUGUCUUGUGUGAAGAUGAUUUGCCUUUCUGCAACAUCCUGACAGAGCAGAAGCAGAUGCACAUGGGAAGAAGUUUCUUUUGUUGAGCCUGCACCGUGUCCUUCUCCGGACUAAAUGGAAAAAUUCUUGGACUAUCUGUGGCAGUUUAGGUCUUGUUGACACUUGGACAUUAUCCCUGGUGGAGUAGUGGUCGCUACAAGUGUGUAGCUGCUGGACUGUGACUGCUUUUGCCCUGUCACUCCUCAGGGAGGUGUUUUAUGGCAUGCAUUGGGCUGUUUCCCACUGCAUCUACAGUAGCUUCCAGUCCAGAGGCCAAGGAGUGACAUCUUAAGAUGAUUGUUUGAAGAGAAUGAAGGAAACAACACUACUAUGUAGUGUAGGACCCUUUAUCCUUUUACAAACACAGCGAUGACACUCUUCAUUUAUCCAGCUAACAUCUUAUGUAAUGUAACUCUUCAUCACCACCACUGGAGAAUAAAGGAUGAAGACCAUCCUUUCUUCAGCUUACUGAGGACAUAUCAGCAUAAUGGAAACUGACAAAGGUUGAAUUUUUAAAAGUAAGUUUUGCAUUUUCAUCUUGUAACAUCACAUACAGAAAUAAGUAGGCCAUUACUACUUCUUACUAUUUUGCAGUGACCUAACACUGACCAUGGCUGUCACAGACACAAUUUGUCUGUGCAACAAUUUGUUAGUUAUUCAUUGUUUUAUCCUGUUCACUAUAGAUUUAGCUUUUUUUGUCAGACCUGAGAAACAUGUUGUUCUCAGUCCAACUUUUUUUUUUUCAAGAAGAGCUGCGUUUGUGUUCCUUAUUAUUUCUCUAUAUAAUAUGUCAUUCAAUUUCCCUACCAGGUCGCACUAAGUGUUUUGUACAUUUCAAACCUUUAACUUCUGUCUGUAAAUAUAUUUGUUCUGGUUAGUUCUUUGCUUGGGAAGUCUUAUGUUUCUUAUAUGAUUGUUAUGUACUAAAAAGGACAAAAAUAAAACGUACUUCAUUUAGCAUUAUUUGAAGCUGAGGCUGUGACUGAUAUUUUAUUGGUCUCGUGUUGCUAGAACAGUCAUAGAUGUUUUCUAUCAUUAAUAAUUUCUAUACUUGUUUAAAAGUAGUUCAAAAUCAUUGUACAUAAAACCUUUUCAUGGUUUUUCUUUCUACAGUAAAAAGAUGUGAAAUAAGUUACUUAUAAUAAAAACUGUAGGGAACUACA
Notolabrus celidotus (New Zealand spotty) is the source of this 9978-nucleotide messenger RNA. It is a transcript of the gene notch3, whose product is annotated as notch receptor 3. Gene Ontology annotation, molecular function: Notch binding; signaling receptor activity; calcium ion binding. Lineage: Eukaryota; Metazoa; Chordata; Actinopteri; Labriformes; Labridae. Bases 186 to 7604 code for a protein of 2472 amino acids. Gene Ontology annotation, cellular component: membrane. Gene Ontology annotation, biological process: multicellular organism development; regulation of developmental process; regulation of DNA-templated transcription. The transcript is spliced from 33 exons. The record is from RefSeq and is a predicted model, not a curated record.